CCGGUGUUUCAUUGAGUUGACUCCCUUAGAAUCGAAUAACCCAUGACUAAAAUAGCAGACGACUCAAUGUCCGGCUAAUCAGAUCAUCACUUGGUCAAAGGUCAAGGUCACAGUGACUCAUAACAGUAAAAAGGUUUCCUGAUGAUAACUCAAGAAAAGCAAGGCCUAGGAUCAUGAAACUUCAUAGGAGAGAAAAUAGAGGACGAUUUUACGUCAUGUGUGCGUAAAGCAAGUUGAGCUCACUGUGCGGACCAUUUGACUAUCUUGGUGACUAUACAAGCAAGUACCUGAUACUUCCCACGCCACAAAUAGAGAAGACCUGUGAAGGCCUUCAGGCCGAGUUCACAGAUGGCACAAAAAAUGUUCCUACCAAUGGCAUUUGUGUGCGCCCAAUUGGCCACACUGUUUAUUGUCGCCUUUUCAACAGACAACUGCAAGACUCUUCAGGGUAAAGCUAACGGGGCUCUUAGAAGCGACAUCUACACCGUCAAUAACAGUGCAGGGCAGUCAUAUCGCAUUUACUGUCAGUUCUAUGAAGGUUACGGAUACACUUUCCUAUCCAGUUCAACUAACGUCACUGUCGAUAUGGCCUCCCUCUAUGACAACACAUCCCACGUGAUCAUACGUCAUAAGGCCUCAAAAGGUCAGGGUAACCAGUACACAUCGACCAUAGCUCAAUUGGGAAGCUAUGCUUCCGUGCCAGUGUCGGUGCAAUAUUCAGCAUUCAGCGGGUACCAGGGGCCGAGAAACACCCAUAUGGCGCCAUAUAUUUUUGUUGGUUACAUUCCAAUAUCUAUGUCCGUAAGGGGAACAAUGCAGGGAUGGAAAGUCAACGGUGAAGAGCUGAACUUCACAAACUGCGAUGGAAAUCCCAACAGCUACAUUGCUUUCUUCUUCAACCCGUCUGGACAAAUGUAUAGGGGCCAUGUUGGCCAACGAAAUGACCUCUUGUACAAGUGGUAUGACAGCUCCUCUGAAGUAGCUCAAGACAAGCGCAUCCCUCAUGAGUUUUUUGUCUACUACCAUGAGGUCCAUCUGGGUGGCUGCGGUGGAUACAGUGUAGGCUCAAACGUACCGACUUGGGGAGCAGUGGGGAUGAAAUUUAACCUCAACGAGUGUGUCAGCGCCCCUUGUAGGAAUGGGGCUACAUGCAACAAUCUUAACAACACUUACAGCUGCUCUUGUGUGGCCGGGUGGCAGGGAACCAAUUGUGAACAAGACAUCAACGAGUGUGUCAGCGCCCCUUGUAGGAAUGGGGCUACAUGCAACAAUCUUAACAACACUUACAGCUGCUCUUGUGUGGCCGGGUGGCAGGGAACCAACUGUGAACAAGGUAAAGAGAGAUGGUCACCAUCAUUUCAAGUUUCUGGAAUGGCCAAAGAACUGAAGAGCAUUUGUCGUCAUGACUACCAACAUGGUGCUAUUCUAAUUAACAUUACCGUACUCCCAAUGGAUUGUAGUGAGCAGUAUAGCAGUCCUAUUAUACAUCAGGUUGACUGGAAGUUUUAUCGUCUUAAAGCAGAAAAUAAUUUUACAAUAUCCAAUAGUGAGGUUUACCAUAGCAUGGUUACAGUCAACGGCUCUUUUGCGUGGGAGGCUGGAGUAAAUUACCUAGCCAUAUAUGAAGUCAGGGCUGAUAUCAAUCUUACUGGGGAGUUUCGCACAGACAUAACUACAAUUAGGGGCUAUAUGGUGGUAGCAUGUUCAUGGGAAGGUGGCGAAGAAUGCAGCAGAGCCAUAAAACAGGAAACAAACUUCAUACCUGGUGUUUUGAAUACAGACCUAAAUGACAGGUUGUGUACACAAGCAGAACCCUGGGAACGUACUGGUUGGUGUUACAAACAGCCUGAUCAAGAACCGUUGACAAGUACUAAUGGACAAGGCACAACAGAACCAAUGACCAGUACCAAUGGACAAGGGACAACAGAACCAUUGACAAGCACCAGUAUACAAGGGACAACAGAACCAUUAAAUAGCACCAACAAACAAGUGACCACAGUUGCUCUGAUGAAUGGUGACAUGGCCAACGAAUCCCUCUUGGUCAGCUAUGGGGUGGUGCCUGUAGAUUGGCAGUGCGAGGUUGCGCCUAGUCAAGGCUACGCCCUUAUCACUGACUUCAACAUUACAUGCAAUGGCCUCACUGUACUGGGAGAUCUGCCACUAUCUUAUGAAUACACGGUGAAUACAAUGGAUACCAGAAGCAGUGGCGUGUUACUCUACUCUGGAUUAUCAUCUUUUGUUUCCAAUGUCAAGCUUCAACAAGGAUUCAAGUCCAAUGACUAUUACGUGUAUCUGUAUGUAGUGGCUGGCAUUCCUGGUGGGACAUCUUCCACUUUUAAUACUUCUUUUAAGGUUGAGCCGCCCAGUGCCUCUCUUGGCAGUAAGAGUAUGACGAACAUCGUGAAAGAGCUGAUAGAUAUCUCCAAUUCUGGUCAGCGUGCUGUUGUCGGUGAUCUAAUAAGUAACGGGAAUGUGGGCGAUGCUGUUCAGAUGAUGGAUGUAAUUAUGUCCAGUGUGAACAGUGAUGAAGAUACAAGCGGCAAGUCACAGGAGAGAACUAUGAUACGGACAGCAAUUGUUACCUACCUAGCAUCAACAAUAAAGGAUGUGGGCACUGUUAAUGAUGUGUUUGCGUCCGCCAGCGUUCUAGCAAAAAUCACCCAGAUGCCGGCAGAACUAAUACCAGAAAUGCAGGUAGUGGCUGCAAGUGUUGCUGAGAGUUUGGCAAUGUCCUUGUUCCAGCGCAGAAAUGAAACAUCAGAUCCUGACAAGAUAACCGAUGCCUCUCAGAAUAUAUUGAAUAGUGUUGGACAGCUGAUGGACAUAAAAGCAAACCCGUCUCUUGAAAUCUCAAGGACAAAGAAUGGGACAAAUCAGCUGCUAGGGGUUUUGGAAGUUCUCAGCAACACUCUUCUCUACAACCAAGCAUUGGACUCUAACACCACGGUGCUGCACACUGACACACUGUCACUGGGUGUAACUAAGGUUAUGGGAGGAGACCUGGCGUCAGAAGCAUUCACGCUAGGACUGAGCGGUCAGACGGCAUGGGUCUCGUUAGUUCAGGAGAUCGCACGUGAUGUUGAUUCUGUUGUGGGAGUACAGAUGAUGUUCAUUAAGACCAAUCCAUACACAUGGGAUGACUCGGCCCAGCAGGUCAAUCUACCGGUUCUCUCUCUGGAACUACUGAACCCUGAUCUGACCCCAGUGCUCAUCGAAGACCUCACCGAGCCGGUGACUGUCAACAUCCCUAUAUCAGAGUCGGUGACUGUAGAGAAUCAUACCAUGAUAUUACAUAUGAAGAAAAUAGGCCAAUAUAUAAUAGUGGAUACCUCCGAGGUAAAUGUGUUGAAUUUCAAUUUUACCAUUAAGCCGUACCAAACCUCGGUCCUUACCAUAGACAUUCUUACAAACCUGACCAAUGUGCUACUGUACAUCAGUUCUGAAAAUAAAACCCGUUACAAGGAAGUUGCUGCUUUAGGUGCGUUAUAUCCUGAACAAGCAGAGUUGUUGCAGACGUUCUCAGAGUUUCAACUGACCUCCAAUAAUUCAUGGAAGAGUUUAAAGUCAUUGUAUUUCAACUCUAAUAACACGAAUGAGCUGAAUUACACUAGUGUGUUUAAUGUUGGCAUAAGUGUAAAAAUGAAUGACAACAGAACCCUAGCAGAGUUAAGCACGCUGGACCCUGAAUGCCUUGGUAAUAAGUCACAGUUGGUGUGCAAAGCCAGGCUUGAGGUACCACUGAGGAUGCAGACACAUAGUUUAUCUUGCAAAUUCUGGAAUAAAACUGCUGAAAUUUGGGACCAGCAGGGAUUUGAGGUCUCCCCCUACAGCUCAGCAACUCAGCUGCAGUGUUUAUCCACACACAUGACGGCGUUCUCUGGGGGCGUCUUUGUUGUACCAAACUCAGUAGAUCCCCUAGCUGAUGCGGUUUUGUUCCUGACGUUUUUUGACAACCCUGUUGUCGUCACAACAGUGAUCAUAGUCUGGAUGCUCUAUCUGUUCUUAAUACAUUGGGCAAUGAAGGCUGAUAAACAUGAUCAGGAAAUAGCAAGUGUGGUGUGGUGUGGAGACGAAAGCCAACAUUACAUGUACCUGGUCUGUGUCGUCACAGGUUGGUGGACUUCAGCAGGAACCACAGCUAAUGUUUUCUUCUCAAUCACAGGCAGAGACCAUAUCAGCCCAAAACGCAAGCUGAAUACAGGCGUGCGGCCAUGUUUCCAGACCGGCUAUGAAGAUUGGUUUAUAUUCACGACUGAGCAGUGUCUGGGAGACCUAAAGGAAAUAUGUAUCUGGCACGACAACUCCGGAACCAGUCCAAAUUGGUACCUUAGUCAGGUGUUUGUCAAGGACCUGCAGAGUGCAGAAUCGUGGACAUUCCUAUGCAAAGACUGGUUGGCAGUGGACCGCGGCUUAAUACUGCGUACAUCGGCCACUCUAACAGCCGUAACCCAUGAAGAACUCAGAAACAAACGACAACACAACUUUCUUGUGAAGUCCACCCAGGAUCUUAGAGAUGGACACUUGUGGAUAAGCAUAUUCUCAAAACAGGCCAGAAGUACAUUUACACGCGUCCAGCGGCUAACUUGUGCGCUAUCCCUCUUAUUGACGACCAUGCUGACGAAUAUAAUGUUCUAUGGUAUACCAACUGACGAUCCCGAAGAUCAAGUGGGUGGGGUUGGGGGUGUGGUAAUUUCUCUGUCAGACAUCGUUAUUGGGAUUCAGAGUAGCCUAAUAAUGUUCCCUAUCAAUCUGUUUAUACUUCAACUGUUCUUGAAACUGAAGCCAAAACCGAAUGAGGUUCAAAUUCAGGCAAUGGAUAGUGAUUACCAGAAAUCAAAGAUUGCCAUACAGACCAUUAUUGAGGACUCAAAAAUGCAUGGAAAGAAAAACCUCAAUAGGUUGAUGGGAAUUGUGAAGCCGUACAGAAAACUUAUCAAGCAGCACAGAAAAAAUAUGGACAACAAAACCAAACGGAAGGUGCCGGCUUUAUCCGAGCAGUUAAAUCAUGGUGGCUUCAGAUCCCCGCUUGGAAUCAAUAAUGAACUGGGCGAUGUAAACACAUUGUAUUCAUCUGGAUUUCAAAGCGUCCAUUCUGACCCACAUUCAAGUUUGCAUCAGUCUGAAUCCGCUUACCGGAGUCUGCAUGAGUUUGUUUUAGAAGAUACAGGUCAUGAAAAUGAAAAGUCAACAACAGGAUGUGAGGUAGAUAAACUCAUUUCGUUUGCAAUUGCCACAUCACGUAUGCAAGAAGUUUCAAAUUUGCAAGAAACAUACUCAAAUCAUGCUAACAACAUACUAAGUAGAGGCCUGGUUGAUGUCAAAGAAUCUACAAGUUGUGCCGAUCCUGUAACGGACAGAUUAAGAUCAGACUCUUCAUCAAUGAAAGUGCAUAUCAUUAGCAAUACCAGAGCUAGAGGGAAAUUUCUGCCCUGGUGGUUUCUGUAUGUGGCCUGGGUGUUGGUGCUAGCUGUGUCCUUAAUAUGUUCCUACUUUGUAAUGCUCUACGGCCUCAAGUACGGCUACCAGCGCAGCGCCGAGUGGCUUGUAGCCUUCCUCACGGGAUUUACCCAAAGUGCUUUUAUAACACAGCCUGUCAAGGUUUUUUCAAUAGCAAUGGUGUUCACACUGAUAUUCAAGAAAACAGUGGAGUUUGAUGACUAUGGUCCAGAGGUAUAUGUAGACGAGGAUGAUCGAUUUCUACGGUCUGUGUGUAAACAGAAGGAGACGUAUAUCCCUUACUCGCAACCCCUCUCGCAGAAACUGAUGCAACUAAUGAAAGAAAGACUAAGGCUGGAAUGGCUUAUGGAUGUGACACUGCGGGACUUACUGCUGUACUUUGUGUAUCUGACCGUGUUGCUUGUCGUUGUCUACGGGAAUCGCGAUGUACUACCAGCCUACCGGAACACUGUGGCCCUUGAAGAUAUCUUUGUUAAUUCCGGCUCUUUGGAGGAGGUCAACAAAGUAGAGACGUUCUACCAGUACCUGCAUGAUGUGGCCAUCCCCAGUCUAGCAGACAUGGCUAUUUCCGACCACGAGUAUUUAACACCUUUCUCCAAUCACUUCCUGCUUGGGCCUUGGAGACUAAGACAACUAAGGGUGGCAAAAGGCUCAUGCUAUGAAGGCGCCGAGAAAAUAUUCGAGAGAUUCCAAAUCUACAAAUCGUUCAAUGUUCCAACGAGUAUUCAGUUAAGACCCAAGACACCGGCAAUUACAACAUGACAUGGAGUAAGUCGUUACCACGAGGAAUUCGUCGCUUGAGUCACCGUGGAUACACCAGUCAGCAUGGCAACUGAAGACGCUACCUACCGUUGGAAAACGGGCAACUUACUCGGGUGGGGGAUAUGUAGUCCUUCUACCUCAAGAAUCCGAUCUUAAACCAGGAAUCAUUCAAGACAUGUGGAACUCGGACUGGAUAGACGAGUACACCCGAGCAGUCCUGCUGGAAUUCACAGUGUACAAUCAAAAUGCAAACCUUUUCACGGCGGCUGUGAUCAUGUUCGAGUACCUGAACACUGGCGAAGUCGUACCAUCCCAUCAGUUCCAUUCCACAAAGCUGUUCCAUUAUUCUACGGAUUUUAGUAUAUUCGUUGCUAUGUGUGAAGUGCUCUUAUUUGCCUUUAACGUAGCAUUUGCGUACAUCGAGUGGAAAAGGUUUAAAGUUCUUGGCAAAAGAGCCUAUUUCAGCGAUAUUUGGUCUUACGUUGAAAUAAUACAAAUUUCCUUGUCUUAUUCUGUCAUUGGACUGUUUUUCCAACGAAUGGUUUCAGUGAACAGCGUGAUAGAUGAUUACAGGGCUAGUAAUGUGUCAUCGUUCAUCAGUUUUCAAACAGCAUUAUUCUGGGAUUCAGUCCUUGUUUACCUGAUGGCCUUUUUGGUGGGCCUUGUCACCCUGAAAUCGAUAAAGCUGCUUCGUUUUAACAAGAGGACAUUCAUGAUAAUGGACACUGUAAAGCAAUCAAAAGGCAUGCUACUCAGUUUCAUGUUCAUGGCAUGUGUAUUUGUAAUUGGGUUCGGGCAUUUCUGCUAUCUGGCUUUUGGAAAGGUUCUGUCUGAUUAUAGAAGUUUCCUCAGAAGUGUCAUUGCAAUCUUCAACUUUGCCCUUGGAACUUC
Molecule: messenger RNA, 7110 nt
Organism: Dreissena polymorpha
Lineage: Eukaryota; Metazoa; Mollusca; Bivalvia; Myida; Dreissenidae
Product: polycystic kidney disease 1-related protein-like
Exons: 38
Coding region: 349-6219 (1956 amino acids)
Biological process (GO): kidney development; detection of mechanical stimulus
Cellular component (GO): membrane
Molecular function (GO): calcium ion binding; protein binding; calcium channel activity
Source: RefSeq, a predicted model, not a curated record